Molecule: messenger RNA, 822 nt
Organism: Anisakis simplex (herring worm)
Lineage: Eukaryota; Metazoa; Nematoda; Chromadorea; Rhabditida; Anisakidae
Source: the annotation of a GenBank genome assembly
AUGGCAACUGUUCGAAAAGCGUUGUACACGAUCAACGCGGAUCCAAAAAGCCUAUCUCCAGAAGGCAAGGAUUCACUGAAGCAGUUUUCAAAACAGAGAGCGAAGGUGCAGUUAAGAGUAAAAGAUGUGAAUCGUGACAUUAGUCAGUCCAUGGUGAGCAAUGGUAAACUCAAUAAAGCUGAGUGCAAACAAACGAAGAAUAAUAGAGUGGAAAUGCCACAAUUUAUGAAAAAGAAUUCAAGUGUGAAAGACGAGCAACCAAAGAAACAAGUAUCUGGAUGCAAUGAAGCAAAACUGCAUAAAAAUGAAGGAAAUUUUGAGCAGUCAAAAAGCGAUCUCAAAAGUUUUCCAACGAAAACGAAUGGAUGGAAGCAACAAAAAGAAGGUACUGAUCACAAAGACAAUUCAGUAACCGGAUUGAAAAAUAAGGAGAUAAUCAAAAAUGAUCGCGAAAGAAACAAAGAGUUUGACUACAAGGAGCAUCAUUGUAUAAACGAGAAAAGCGUCUUUAUCGAAGAAGAAGCACGUAUCUUCUCAAAUGCCGAAGUUCAGACCGAUGUAACCGUUAGUGAGUGCCCACCAAAAAUCACAGCUGCAGAUUUGAUAUCCGAAACACCAUCUGCAUCGUAUUGGCGAUCACUGGCCAACAAACUGGAAUGUCAGCUCGAUCAGGAAUUUUUUGAGAACUUGAGGUUGAAUACCGAUCUUGGGGAACUUCGUCGGCAGAUCGAUGAAAUCGAACGUGAAACAGAAGAAGUCAUUGAGUUUGUGAAGAGCGCUAUUGCAGAGGGUCAAUCCACACUUGCAACUGCGAACGAAUAG